AGUGUAGUUAAGUGUGUAGCACGGGGCAAAGUGCGCGCUGAGUUUGGUAAUAUUUAACAGGUCAGUUUGGGGUGACAUGGCUGUGCACCAGGUACCACCGAGGUAGUAUCCGCCGCGUGGAUCCCCGAGUGCUCGACCACGGAGACGCCAAACUGAGCAUUGAACAAUGGAUUGACUGGAUCAACUGAUGAAACAUGGACAUCAUUCAUCUGCUCCUGCUCCUACUGUCAUGCAUAAUUCAAGCAGUCCGAGGUCAGGUGACGCUGACACCUGAAACACUAACGGUCCUGAAAGGAAAAGAGGCCCGGUUUACCUGCAGGCCCUCCCUCCCCGAGUGGACCGUUAUGGUGUGGCUGAUGAACGGCAAAUCGGUUCUCACCAUCUCCAAUAAGACGGGUGCCCUGAACACUGUCCACCCAAAUGUGACGGCCGAGCAAAGCGGAGACGGCUGGGUGUUUGUCAUCAACAGGACGGAGAGGCACAACGAGGGCUCAGUGGUCUGUGACCUCCAGGGUAUUACUACGAAAACAGCAAACCUGUUUGUACAAGAGACGGGCAGCGUGAAAGUCGUUUUGGACAACAGGUUGGCUUUAAAGGAUUCCUGGGUGCAGUUUGAAUGCCUAACAGCAGGAUGGUACCCUGCGCCCACUGUGCAAUGGCAGGUGAAAGAAAAAGAGGGGAAAGAGACAAAACACAUCAGCAGCAGUGAAACGACCAAACUCAACAUCAUGGCAACGAAGAGCUCAGAUGUGUCUUGUCUGGCGUCCGUGUCUGCCCUGCUCACGCCACUGAAGAGCUGCGCCCGUCUGACAGUGGUUGUAGAGGUGGGGCGGGAGAAGGAGGAAGAUGUCUGCAGCGUGGUGCCCCUGGCAAUAAUGUCCUCCCUCUCUGCUCUUCUGCUGCUCCUCCUGCUCUGUAUCUGCACCGUCCUCUGGCUCAGACGGAGGAGACAAGCACGAGCCGGCACACAGGAGGUAGUAAGGUCCGACCAAUCGGUGAGCGGGAGGAGUUCGGUUGCCGAGGCGACAGCCGGGAAGGUCAACCUGGGAUAUUCUAGUGACGGCCCCACAGAUGCAGUUCACAAUGAGCUAAUCAUGGAAACCUUUAGGCAGGAGGACUUUGUCAGCUUUCACAAGGUCCCUGAUGUCAUAUCCCCCAGCAACCUGUCUCCACACGGGGACGGACCAGCCCAGGUUUGUCUAAAAGAGCAAAACUCCACCAAUACUAGGAGAAUGACAACAGUUUGAAUCAUGAUAUUAAAUAUAAAAAUGUGGCGCCAAAUACAGUACAGUAUUUACAGGUGCCCCCUCACUAGUGUUUAUAUUAUAUGAUGUUGCACAUUUUUGUAAAGUUGUAAGCUAUUUUUAUGUGAUCUAAAACUAUUCUGAAAAAUAUAUUGUGACGCCUCUGACUUUAAUGUGCUUUAAUGUAUGCGUGAAAAACUGUUUUAAAAACAUACUCUAACUUUCCCGAAAAUGUGUGUGAUCCUUUAUGUUCGGCUUACAUGUUUUAGAUGACUAUAGUAAUUUAGAUAUAAACUACAGCUCCUUCUUAUUUUUGCAGCUUUGACCAUGAUUACAAUAUUACCCUCAAGAUAAAAGUUGCAAUAAACCACAACAAACAUUUA
This is a messenger RNA of Gasterosteus aculeatus aculeatus (three-spined stickleback), 1627 nucleotides long. RefSeq names its product immunoglobulin superfamily, member 5b (gene igsf5b). Lineage: Eukaryota; Metazoa; Chordata; Actinopteri; Perciformes; Gasterosteidae. The record is from RefSeq and is a predicted model, not a curated record.